Molecule: messenger RNA, 329 nt
Organism: Staurois parvus
Lineage: Eukaryota; Metazoa; Chordata; Amphibia; Anura; Ranidae
Source: the annotation of a GenBank genome assembly
UGCCCCAUCAUUGGUGUCAGGGGGGGUGGAAUAGUGCCCCAUCAUUGGUGUCAGUGGGGGGGGGGGGAAUACUGCCCCAUCAUUGGUGUCAGUGGGGGGGGGGGAAUAGUGCCCCAUCAUUGGUGUCAGUGGGGGGGGGGGGGGAAUAGUGCCCCAUCAUUGGUGUCAGUGGGGGGGAGGAAUAGUGCCCCAUCAUUGGUGUCAGUGGGGGGGGAGGAAUAGUGCCCCAUCGUUGGUGUCAGUGGGAGGAAUAGUGCCCCAUCAUUGGUGUCAGUGGGAGGAAUAGUGCUCCAUCAUUGGUGUCAGUGGGAGGAAUAGUGCUCCAUCAU